This is a messenger RNA of Neopsephotus bourkii (Bourke's parrot), 2642 nucleotides long. RefSeq names its product dynein axonemal heavy chain 12 (gene DNAH12). Gene Ontology annotation, molecular function: dynein intermediate chain binding; dynein light intermediate chain binding; minus-end-directed microtubule motor activity. Gene Ontology annotation, cellular component: dynein complex. NCBI's taxonomy places the organism in Eukaryota, Metazoa, Chordata, Aves, Psittaciformes, Psittacidae. The transcript has 10 exons. Bases 1173 to 2381 code for a protein of 402 amino acids. Gene Ontology annotation, biological process: microtubule-based movement. The record is from RefSeq and is a predicted model, not a curated record.
AGUUCCACUGGGGUCAUAGACAGUACUUCAGCUUGUAGAAAAGUUAAGUCUUUGACAUUGUCCACCUGAUUUGGCGAACACCUGCAGAUCCUGGAAUUUGUGUAUAGCUUUUAAAAUAAGGCUUGAUCUCUGAGAGCCACUUUAAACUCAGAUUAGCACUGAAAUAGUUGUAUCUUUUUUUCCUAGCUGAUGUUAGGUUUUAUUAUGUUUUGUUACAUUUUGUUUUAUAAGAAAACUAUCACUCAGAAGCAUAAACAUCUAUUCCUUUGGCCAAGAAAAUAGCCAACUCUGUUUGUGUGUACUUUUUGACAGAUAAAGUUUUGCCCAAAGAACAAUAACGGUAACCUUGAACUGUUUAUUAUCAGUCGUAAACUUCAGCAGAGAACUAAGGAAAAUGCUGUACUAAAAAUUGUUAUAUUUUAUAUUUAAUCAUUGAGGCAGGGAGGCCAUUUUCCCAACUGUAGAGUAACUUUUAGGGUACUAGUCAGUGAGUACUGAAAGAUGAGAUUCUGUCACUUCCUCUUAAGUAUAAGAAAUGGUAAAUAAAAAGAGACUGCAUUGUCAAGCUUAAUGCAAAAAUAUUUACAUAGCCAGUUAUUAGGCCUCUGACAGUAUUGUCCUUCCAGGAAAACUAUCUCUUUCUGAAAGUGUGUGCUAAGGAAUCCCAUCGCUCCCAUUCAGCACCAGUGGCUGAUGUCCAUACUGACAUUGGUGCCACAGUCAGUUAUGGAAGGCAAAGAUAGAAAGCUGUUAGUUGAAAAGCUUCUAAUGGAGAUAAUGGAGGAUUAUGAAAAGAGCAUGAGAAGAUUUGUGGGUAUUUAGCAGAAGCUGUGAUUUUGAGUUACCUUUGGGAGAAUAUGUUUUGAAGACUUGGAUGAUACAGUUACCUUUCCAUCUUACUGGGUGCUUGGUUCAACCUGGAGUACGACUGGUCAAUGACUUAGGAAAAGCAGUACCUAUUGAAUACGUCUUAAUUUUCUUCUAAUGUUUGCAUAUUUUUUCUCCUAGUGCGAAGUAUUCUUCUUAAACCAGACAUAAAAGGACUUGAAGAUGAAGAGGAGGCACCUUUGCCUUCAUUACCUGUAGGCCUGGAUUUUUCUAGUGCAUGGCAUAAGAGUUUUACCCGAGCAAAGAGUAAAAUCCUUUCCAAGCUGCAUAUUGUCCACUCCACAAUGAAAUCACUACUGGAUUUUGGAUAUGCAGCAUUAUUUGACUUUCUUCUAGUGGAUUUCUCAAGCCUCAGACUGAAAGAGCCAAUUGACUCUGAAUCUUUAAAGACUGAUGUCUCUCUAAGCUGUUCUAAAGCAGAAAAGAAAAUACUGAUGACAUGGUAUCAAAGAGUUAUCAAUCUCUUUACUCAAAAUGAGGCACUGAAUAGUGUGAAGUUGGAUCAGCUUGACUCUUUUUAUAACUGUGUGGAUGUUCUUAUGUCUAAUCAGGUGAAAGACUUAUUGACAAGAACAGUUGAAGCUUAUGUGAAACUUUUUGAUCCUGAAGACAGAAAUGGCCCACCUUUGUUUAAGAUGGAAUUGACUCUCGAUGACCAGAAAAUAGAGUUUUAUCCAAGCUUGCAAGACCUAGAAGAAGGAAUUCUGUUUAUAGCAAAUCGCAUAGGACAGACACUCCAGAACUUCCAAACGGUAUGUUCUUGGCUAACGGGAGACACUGCAACUCUGGACGCUGAGCUUCCUAAGCAUGUCUUAGAAUGGGCCACAUCUACACUGAAAAAGCAUAUCAGAGGCAACUUAGAAGGUCCAAAGAAAUAUUUUGAAAUAUAUGUUGAAAAGUAUGGCUGGCUUGUAGACGAGACUGCACAGGCACGGGUAGAAAGAUUUGUAGCAGAAGAACAUAGUUUUGAUGAAUACACUGCUUUAAUAGAUGAAUUCUUCACCCACACGAAGGAAAUCUUGAGUUUACCUGAGGUGGCUUAUUUCCCCAUGGUCUAUUUGAAUUCUGAGGAUUUAAAGCAAGGUUUGGCAAGUAGCGCAAACGCCUUUGCAAAAGUGCUAAUGGACAGAAUAGUCGCAAAUUACAGAGAGGAAAAUGAAAAGAUAUGCAGGGAAUUUGAAGCCAUUAAGGAACGUGCAUUAAAAGUUCCUGAAACAGCAGAAGAAAUGGUGGAAACAGUAGCUUACAUAAACAAAGUCAAAGACAAAGAUAUUAAGGACCUCUUGUUAAGGAUCAAGAAGUGCUCUCAGCAGCUGCUUUACUUCUUAGACAAUUUUUUAUUUGAUCCUGAAGACAUUGCACUGAAUGCAACAGUUCAAUUAUGGCCAAAGAGGAUUGGCCCUAUUUUUGAUGAGCAUGAUGAUGUAAGAGCAUUUUCUUGGUUUAUGGUGUAUUUUGGCUUGUUAGACUUUUCACACUACUUGAGCUGUUAAUUUCAUCAACAGGCUAAAUGUAACACAUGUAACAUGAAUCAUACUAACUUAGACAUGCAUAAAUAACGUAUUUUCAGAUUUUUUUAUAUCAAUAGAGGGCUUUCUGUGGAGUCGUUGCUUAAAACCUUCAGCAGGUCUUACUAUUACCUUAAUUUGUUUGUUGUCAGUACUAGGUAAUUCAUAGGGAGGUGAAAAUUUGCUACACUGCAGUUGACUAGUAUUGAAAAUGCAAUUGCCAUAAUAAAGUCAUAAUAAGAGUUA